CAAAACAGCUGUUUGUUUUCAGCAGUUGGUAAAUUUGCUUCAUAUAACUGCAAAUAGUUUUUACUGAAUUCAGUUGUUUAUUUCAGUGAUAUAUUAAAUAUUUGAUUCAAGUUGAGGUGUAUAUAAAGUAUAUUCUUUAAAAUAUGUCUUUGGAAAUUCCUUCAAAUCCUGUUUAUCAUACAAGUGUGGAACAAAAGCUUCAUUCGAAAAAUGCCGCCAAAGUAUAUCGCUAUGGUUCGCCAAAAAUUCGUGACCAAUUGCGUGAUAAAUGUCGCAUGCGGGUGCGUGAAGCUAGGCAGGCCAACUUCACUAAACGGCGUUUAGCAAUUGUAACAGAAGAGUUCGACCUUGAUAAGCUGUUGCGAGAAGAAGUUGCUAACUUGGAAAGCGACUUGCGUUUGCAAGAAGAAAUUUUCAAAGAGCUUCGCGAUGAAAUGAAUGAAUGGUUUGUACAGGAAUUAGAAGCAGAAGAAAUAUCGCUAAUAAAUGCCGCCGAUGAAGAUGCCAAUAACAAUUCUGUUAUUUGUCCCAUUUGCCAACAAUGCAAUCUUUCCCAUGCAGUCGCAGAGGAGAAAGAAGGAACUAAUAUUUUCAAGUGCACUUGUGGAGUGAGUUUCAAUAAUGCGGCUAAGCCUUUGGCCCUACGACAAAUACUACAUUCGCAAAUAGAUGUGCAUGAGCAAAAUUGUGAUGCCAAUCUCACCUUCUAUUUGGAGCCGCAAAGCGCAUAUGAUGUAGCAACUGAUGCAAGUGUCAACAGUCUUUGUGCUAUUUGUGAUAAAUGUGAUUACUUUUAUAGCUUCUAAGUGUUUAAUAAUUAACAAUUAUUUUUUCUAUUGAUGAAUUAUACCAAGGCAAUAGUAUGUAAUUGAAAGAUAAUGCUCGCCAUAAUUAGAAAUUAAUAAGUGAACUGAAUAAAAAAUUUAUAAAUUUAUGUGCAUUUAAGUAUUAUCGACAUCAGAAUAUUUUAAUUUUUAUGAUUACUUCUACAAACAUGUUUAAAAUGAAAGAUAUAACAAUGGAAAACUCAUUUGUAUAUCGUUGUAUUAAUAAAAGGCUAUAUAUUGAA
This is a messenger RNA of Bactrocera dorsalis (oriental fruit fly), 1069 nucleotides long. It is a transcript of the gene Ripalpha, whose product is annotated as RIP-like protein. Gene Ontology annotation, cellular component: nucleus. Gene Ontology annotation, biological process: protein import into nucleus. NCBI's taxonomy places the organism in Eukaryota, Metazoa, Arthropoda, Insecta, Diptera, Tephritidae. Bases 144 to 806 code for a protein of 220 amino acids. The transcript has 4 exons. The record is from RefSeq and is a predicted model, not a curated record.